GAGUGUUCACAUUGUGGAAAAGGUUUCAAGUCUAAUUCUCAUCUGGUGAUACACCAAAGGAUUCACACAGGUGAAAAACCAUAUGAGUGUCUGCAGUGUGGAAAAAGUUUCAUUCAAAAUUCCCUCCUUUUGCGACAUCAUAGGACUCACACAGGAGACAAACCAUAUAAGUGUCCAGAUUGUGGGAAAAGUUUCAGUCAGAGUUUUGACAUGGUGUUGCACCAGAGGACUCACAUGCAAGAGAAACCGUAUGAGUGUUCAGAUUGUGGGAAAGGUUUCAGUUGCAAUUCUGACCUGGUGAAACAUCAGAGGACUCACACAGGAGAGAAACCCUAUAAAUGUCAUUGUGGGAAAAGUUUCAGUCAGAAUUCCUACUUGGCAAAACACCAGAGGAUCCACAUGGGGGAGAAACCAUAUAAAUGUGAUUGUGGGAAAAGCUUCUGUCAGAGUUCCAACCUGACAAAACACCAGAAGACUCACAUGGGAGAGAAACUGCAUGAGUGUUCAGAUUGUGGAAAGGGUUUCAGUUGCAAUUCUGACCUGGUAAAACACCAGAGGACUCACACUGGAGAGAAACCUUAUGAGUGUCCAGACUGUGGGAAAGAUUUCUCUUGGAAAUCUGACCUGGUGAAGCACCAGAGGAUUCACACAGGAGAGAAACCAUAUAAGUGUCCAGAUUGUGGUAAAGGUUUCAGUCAGAAUGUUAACAUGGUGAAGCAUCAGACAACUCACACAAAAGAGAAAGUUUAUGAGUGUUCUGGUUGUGGGAAACAUUUUAGUCAGAAUUCCAACCUGGUAGAACACCAAAGGACUCACACUGGAGAGAAACUGUAUGAGUGUUCGAAUUGUGGAAAAGGUUUCAAGUCUAAUUCUGAUCUGGUGAUACACCAAAAGGUUCACACAUGUGAAAAACCAUGUAGAUGUCAUUGUGGGAAAGAUUUUAGUUGCAAUUCUGACCUGGUGAAACACCAGAGGAUUCACACAGGAGAGAAACCAUAUAAAUGUCAUUGUGGGAAAAGUUUCAGUCAGAAUUCCUACCUUGUGAAACACCAGAGGAUUCACACAGGUGAAAAACCGUAUGAGUGUCUGCAGUGUGGGAAAAGAUUCAUUCAAAAUGCCUUCCUUUUGCGGCAUUACAGGACUCACACAGGAGAGAAACCAUAUAAGUGUCCAGAUUGUGGGAAAAGUUUUAGUCAGAAUGUUAACAUGGUGAAACACCAGAGGACUCACACACAAGAGAAACUUUAUGAGUGUUCUGAUUGUGGGAAACAUUUUAGUCAGAAUACCUACCUGGUGGAACACCAAAGGACUCACACUGGAGAGAAACUCUUUGAGUGUCCUGAUUGUGGGAAAAGUUUCAUUUGGAAUUCCAAGCUCUUGAGACACCAGAGAACUCACACAGGAGAGAAACCAUAUCAGUGUUCAGAUUGUGGUAAACAAUUCAGUCAAAAUUCCAACCUGGUGAUACACCAGAAAACUCACACAGGAGAAAAACCAUAUCAAUGUCCAGAUUGUGGGAAAAGUUUCAGUCAGAAUUUCUAUCUGGUGAUACACCAGAAAACUCACACAGGGGACACACCAUAUCAGUGUCCAGUUUGUGGAAAAGGUUUCACUUGCAAUUCUGACCUGGGGAAACACCAGAGGACUCAUACAGUAGAAAGACCGUAUGAGUGUGUUGAAUGUGGGAAAUGUUUCAGUCGGAAUUUCAGUUUAGUAUUACAUUGGAGGACUCACACAGGAGAGAAACCAUAUGAAUGUCCAGAUUGUGGGAAAGAUUUCAGUAGUAGGGCUAGCCUUAUAAAUCAUGUAAGGUUACACAUAGGGGAGAAACCAUUCAAAUGCCCAGAUUGCGGAAAGUGUUUCACGCGGAAUUCCUCCCUUAUCACACACAAGAAAUUUCACAUGAGGCAACCUUUGACUUGUGUACCAGAAUCUUGAAAUUUGUUGUCUCACAUUGGAGACCCAGCUGAACAAUUAAAAGAUUUAAUUACUUGCAUGAUUCUUUUUAGUGAAACUUGUCCUGGUAUCAAAAAUGA
Pseudonaja textilis is the source of this 2036-nucleotide messenger RNA. The record is from RefSeq and is a predicted model, not a curated record. NCBI's taxonomy places the organism in Eukaryota, Metazoa, Chordata, Lepidosauria, Squamata, Elapidae.